AUGAAAUGAGCCAGUUUUUUGUCGGGUUCUGUAUAAAACCAAUAUCUGUUGGAUCAUCAGUCUAUUGCCACUGGAAAGCAGAACUUUAGCAGACUCAGAAGUGAAUCAAUAAAGUUAUUAUAUCAACUUAUCGGGAUAUCUUUGCUGGUAUCUUUGCUGGUAUCUUUGCUGGUAGGAAGGUGAAUGAUGAAGUUGAUCGUCGUAAUAUUGUCGGCCUUCGUGGUCGCCGCGACUGCUAAGAACGCCACGUUUUACACGGUAGAAGAGUCGAUUGAUGACCACUACAUAAUCGUGAUGCAGCCUGGUUAUGAUAUUGAUCCCAUCAAGAUACUGAUCUUGGAAGACGUUUCAGGAAUCUUCGAUGGUGCUCAUAUCGAGUAUACGUACACCACAGCCAUUCAGGGCUUCUCGGCUAAACUCUCCAAAGGAGCUGUCGAAAAGCUGCUAGCCAGAGAAGAAAUAAAGUACAUAACCCAAGAUGGCGUCGUCCGUACAUCAGCUGUUGCAUCCUGGGGCUUAGAUCGUGUUGACCAGAGACAGUUGCCUUUAAAUGGAAGAGCAGAGUUUUCAGGCGAUGGCACAGGCGUUAACGUCUAUGUUCUCGACACUGGCAUCGCUCCAGAUAGUCUUUACUUUGAAGGUCGAGCCGUGGCUGCCUUUGAUUCCGUUGGUCAAGGGGAUUACGGAAUUGACUGUCAAGGUCAUGGAACCCAUUGUGCUGGGACAGUAGGGAGUAGCCUGUACGGAGUGGCCAAAGGUGUCAAUCUGUUUGGUGUAAGGGUAUUAAACUGUCGUGGAAGUGGCUCAUGGAGCGGGGUCGUUGCAGGUGUUGAUUUUGUGGCGACAUCUGGCCAAAAGCCAGCGGUAGCAUCCAUGUCGCUUGGAGGCGGCCGCAACAAUGCAUUAGAUGAUGCCCUGAAGUCUCUCAUCAUCGAUGCCGGGAUCACUGUAGUGGCAGCCGCUGGUAACUCCGAUGAUGAUGCAUGCCGAUACUCACCUGCCGGGGUCGAACAGGUGAUAACUGUCGGGGCUACAGCUGUAGACGAUGAACGGGCCUAUUUCUCCAACUAUGGAGAGUGUGUGGAUGUCUUUGCCCCUGGUGUGGACAUCCCAAGUGCAUAUAUCGGAGGUAUAGAGGAGACACGAACAUUCAGUGGUACAUCAAUGGCUUGUCCCCACGUCACAGGUGCUGUUGCUAUCCUUCUGGCUAACAAUCCCAACCUGACACCGGCAGAACUCGCAGCAAAAGUCAUAGAGAUGUCCACAAAAGACUUGGUCACUGAUCCUGGAUACGAUUCUCCGAAUCGCCUCCUUUACGUACCAUAGGAUCCAGCAACAGCCUCAUUUGAUAGACGUGACGCGGUAAUCCAGGGCGGAUUUUAUUUUAAUGCUGUCGUAAUUACGAUACACUUCUCAUUUCUCCAUCAUAUAGAACGUAGAUAGCUCAAUGAACACACGUAGGACCUCUGUUGUAUUAUUGAUAAUCUAUUUGGAAUUCUUAAGAAAUUUACUGACAAACUUUCUCCUUUCAGGGACACUCUGGAUAAUUAACGAAACCAUGAAGUGUAAGUUUGAGAAAGUAUACUAUUAGUUAACCUUCACAAUUCUCCUUUUUUUUUGAGGGGGGGGGGGGGGUACAUAUCAUUAUA
Messenger RNA from Strongylocentrotus purpuratus (purple sea urchin), 1649 nucleotides. RefSeq names its product aqualysin-1. The coding region runs from base 184 to 1326 and encodes 380 amino acids. Lineage: Eukaryota; Metazoa; Echinodermata; Echinoidea; Camarodonta; Strongylocentrotidae. The record is from RefSeq and is a predicted model, not a curated record. Gene Ontology annotation, biological process: proteolysis. The transcript is spliced from 8 exons. Gene Ontology annotation, molecular function: serine-type endopeptidase activity.